ACGACAACACCGCCCGCACAAUGAAGAAGGUUGUCUUGAAAUGAGAAAUGUCGGAGUGAAACUGUCAAAAAAUUCAAAUAAACAUUAGUAUUUCCUUUAUUUUGGGUUUCUAGACUUUUAAAAUGUGAUAAUUGUGUUCAAAUCAACAAUGGCUCAGGGCGUAUUAAGCUCGGAUAUCUCGAGGAGAAAUCCUCAGGACGAGUAUGAGCUGAUUCAACGUAUAGGAAGUGGAACCUAUGGUGAUGUGUAUAAGGCUAAACGUAUUUCCACAAAUGAUUUAGCUGCAAUAAAGGUUAUAAAAUUGGAACCUGGAGAUGAUUUUGCCGUAAUUCAACAAGAAAUACUCAUGAUGAGAGACUGUAGGCAUCCCAACAUAAUUGCAUACUAUGGGAGUUACUUGAGAAGGGACAAACUAUGGAUUUGCAUGGAAUACUGUGGUGGAGGAUCAUUGCAGGAUAUUUAUCAUAUUACUGGGCCUCUAACGGAAAAUCAAAUUUCAUAUAUGUGUAGAGAAACAUUGCUCGGACUAUCCUACCUUCAUGGUAUGGGAAAAAUGCAUAGAGAUAUAAAGGGAGCAAAUAUUCUGUUGACGGAAUGUGGAGAUGUCAAGUUGGCUGAUUUUGGUGUGUCUGCGCAAAUAACUGCUACCAUAAAUAAAAGAAAAUCAUUCAUUGGAACCCCUUAUUGGAUGGCACCAGAGGUGGCAGCUGUGGAAAGGAAAGGUGGCUACAAUCAACUCUGCGAUAUUUGGGCUAUUGGUAUUACUGCGAUUGAAUUGGCAGAGCUUCAACCUCCUAUGUUUGACUUACAUCCAAUGAGGGCGUUGUUUCUUAUGUCGAAAAGUGGUUUUAAACCGCCAACUUUAAAAGAUAAAGAGAAAUGGAGUCCAACAUUCCACAACUUUGUGAAAGUUGCAUUGACUAAAAAUCCAAAAAAAAGGCCAACUGCUGAAAAACUUCUACAGCAUGCAAUAUUUCAGAGUGAUAUGAGCAGAAGACUUGCUCUUGAGUUGUUGCAGAAGGUGAACAAUCCAUCACAUAUGUUUACAGAUAUGGAGGCAGAUGAAGAUGGGGCUGUACCCAAUGUACCACAGCGUAUAGCAUCACGGCUCACAUCACGACCCAGAGGUCAGAAUCUUGUUCAAACAGUUGAUGUGGAUAUAGAGAAUAUAGAUGAAGUCAAUAAUACUUUACAAAGAUCAGGACCUUGUAUAAGCUCAAAUGGAGAUAAACCAGAAAACUGGGAUGUUAUGGAUAUCAUGAACAACGUUACUACAGUGCACAAUUGUGUAGAACACCAAAAUAAGAAAUGUGGUUUAGGGGUGGCCUUCGAUUCGUUGAAUCGUGAAAAUUCCGAAAGAAAAGCUAUGACCGGUUCCCAAAUUUUGAAUAUGUCCCUGAGGAGUCUCUUGCAGUACAUUGACGAAGAGUUAAUGAUGAGGGGAACCUACAAAUAUCAAGUGGCCGACUCUUAUGAUCAACAGGCAACCUUACCAGUUCAAGAUACUGAUUCUAAGUGUGACCUCCACAACAAUGUAUCCACUCAUAACAAUGAAGGCCUGCUUAAUGGAUCCCCACGUAGACACUCUUCUGUUGAUGAAAUAUUUCCAAUGGUUAAUUCGAUGAAUAUACAAGGACAACGCCAAAGAUCCCUUAGUGAUAGUAGUAAAAACGAAAGGAAAGUUAAUGGGGCUGAUGCAGAAAGUGAUCAUCAUAGUAACAGUCCUCCAGAUUUGGUUUCAUAUCCUCCUGUACCGCCUCGUAAGCACCGUAGAAGACAUACACCACCUAGGCCACCUAGCAAUGGACUUCCUCCCACUCCCAAAGUUCACAUGGGUGCCUGUUUUUCAAAGAUUUUCAAUGGUUGCCCAUUGAGAAUUCAUUGUACAGCUUCUUGGAUUCAUCCAGAAACCAGGGAUCAACAUAUUUUAAUUGGUGCUGAAGAGGGAAUAUAUAACCUCAAUCUGAACGAGCUGCAUGAAACCUGUAUUGAUCAGUUAUACAAUAGAAGAACUAUUUGGAUGUAUGUCAUUAAAGAUAUCCUUAUGACUCUUUCGGGUAAGACUCCACAGCUCUACAGGCAUGAUUUACUGGCAUUGCAAAGCAAGCAGUCACACAGAUUCAGCCUACACAUGAACCGUAUACCCGAGAGAUUGGUACCAAGAAAAUUCGCCCUGACAACUCGUGUGCCAGACACCAAAGGCACUCAGAAAUGCUGCGUGUCACGAAACCCUUACAAUGGCUACAAAUACCUCUGUGGUGCUUCAACCACUGGCAUCUUUCUGAUGCAGUGGUAUGAUCCCUUGAAUAAAUUUAUGCUGCUAAAGCAUGUUGAUUGUGUUCUUCCUAGUCCUUUGAACGUUUUCGAAAUGAUAAUCACACCGGAGUUAGAGUAUCCGAUGGUUUGUGUAUCAAUAAAGCAAGCUUAUCAACCGAGUAGGUACAAACUGGACCUAAUCAACAUGAACUCAGGAGCAAGUUGGUUUCAUUCAGAUGAACUCCAAGAUAUGGACGGUAUGGCGACUGUAGUUCCUAAACGUGAAAAUUUAAAUAUUAUCAAUGUCACACAAUUGGAUAAGGAUUCUGUACUGUUCAGCUAUGACAAUGUAGUGAAAGUAGUAACUCCUCAGGGUAAACUCAAAAUGAACAAGAAGCAGGUAUCAGAAUUAAUAUUCGACUUCGGAAUAGAAAGUAUAAUUGUACUACCUGAUAGUGUCUUAGCUUUCCACAAACAUGGAAUGCAAGGCAGAUCUCUGAAAAAUGGAGAGAUCACCCAAGAGAUAGCAGAUCCAUCGAGAUCUUAUCGACUUUUGGGUUCAGACAAGGUUGUGAUGCUGGAAAGUAAUUUGAUAAGAGGUAACACACUAACAGUUGAUGAAGGUCAUGACUUGUAUAUUUUGGCAGGACAUGAAGCCAGUUAUUAGGGGGAAAAGGAUAGGAUUGAAGAGGACCUCUCUCUUCAUGAAAAUGCUCGAGAAGUAUUCAAAACUUCUAGUAUGUAGGAUAGAUAAAUAAAUCAAAAUAAAAUACAGAAUUCGUUUACGAUAAAUAAAUAGAACAAGUAAAGUUUUAUUCCCAUCGAGGAUAACAGAACAUACCUCACUAGAGAUUUUGAACGUAGUUAAAUUUUUCAACUAUUUUGGUCUUCAAUUUCAAGAAAGAUAAAAUUCACUAGAAGAAGAUUAAUCAAAUGUAUAAUGGAUAAUAUUAAAGAUAUGAAUCGGAACCUGAAUUUAAAAAUUUUAUUGUACAGUUAUAUAUUUUUCAAAAUAAUUCUAUAGGUGUGAAAUUUUAUUUUUCAAUGUAUAGUUGAAGUAUAUAAAAUUAUUACACAAGCAUAUAGAAAAAAAAUACAGUUAAUUUGCAUGAAAAUUUCUUGAAUGAGACAAACAUUGGAUUAGUUCGUUUUUCUUGUUUAAAAUUCACAUAAAAAAAUAAUAAUCGCAAUUGAUAGUAUAUUUUGGUAAUGAUAAGAUUGAAUAAUUUGCUCAUAUUGAUCAACACCAAGAGAAAACUUGAAUCAUUCUUAAGUAGAUUUAUCCUAAUCGAAAACUGGAUAACAUAUUAUAAGUUAAUCUGAAUAAUUUUUUUCAUGACGAAAUAUGUUUUCUCCUUUCAACCAUUCUUCUGCUAUCAACUGUUGACACUCUUAUAUUUUAUGGUUAAUAUGGGAAGAUUGUAACUUAUCCAGUUAUCGAUAAGAUCAAUUUUUCAAUGAUACAUUUGACUGUUUGAGAUUAAUGUCACAUUUCUAUUUAUGAUAUACAUUUUGAAAGUAAAGAGCUUCCAUCGAAUCAGAUAGUUGAAUUUCCUUACGAGGAAUUGAUUUUUUGAUAUACUCAUAUUCUAACUAUUUUCACAGAAUUGUUCAUUUUGGACUGAAUUAUUCUUGUUGUGGAAUAGAAUUUCAGAUGGAAUUCUAUAUGUUGUAGUGCUUCUUAUUUAUUCGGUCUUUCAUUUUUUUGAUUGAAUCAAAACAUAUUUUCGUUUUAUCUUAUGGAGUAUAUGUAUUUGAUAUAAUUGCUUUUCAAUGGAUUAUGAAUUUCAUAUUACAACCACUCAAUAAUCAUAUUCGGUGUAAUUUUGCUCCCCCGUUUCUGAAAAAUAAAUGUUUAAUUGAUCAGUUGUAAUUUUGGCAAUCAUAAAAGAAAAAAAUUUAUCUCAAUUCAAUACAAUUAAUUAGUUUUUUGUUACUAAUAAUAACCAAAAAAACCCAAUUUCAAUCUUGAUUGUUUCCAAUUCAAUGAUAUUAAUUUCUUGUGUUCACAUUUUAUGGGCUCCGAAGCAAUAGGUGUUUCUUCCAUAUUUUGAGAAACAUUAAAAAAAUAAUUCUCCUCAUUUAAUACUUCUAGUGACCUCACUUUUGUCAAUGAAAUUUCCACUUAUAUUCUACAAUGUUAUCAUCUUUGGAAACUAAAAAUCACUAUAGGUUUUAGGAUUACAAAAUAGUUACCAAAACAGCGUUAGACUCAAGUAAAAAUGCGGUGGAGAUCUGGUUAAUCCAACCUUAAUUCUGAUAUUGAGUCCACAGAAAACUGGAAAUAUAUAUUUUCUGUUUGGAGAUAGUUUUUUUUUGUCACAUGAAAUAAUGAAAGUUUCUCUUUAUAUGGAGAAACACCUAUGAAUUAGGUUAAAAUGAAAGCUGUCAACUAAAAUUUUCACUUAGAGCUAGAUAUGAGGAUUUGUUAGAUAUGUAAAAAAUUUGGUGAAAUUAGGAAAUCAAUUACUAUUGUUUUAUGGUGCAGAAUCCUAAGAAAGGUACAAAAACAGAUUCAUUAUGACAAUUUGGAAAGAAUAGACAUUGUUCAUGAGCUUUCAUCCUGUGCACAAUAUCAUAUUUCCUAAUUUUGCAUUGGUUCAUUCCAAGACUGCAGUAAUAACAAUUAUGAAAUUAACAUUACCUCUUAGUAUAAUCUAACCACUUUUCUCUUUUGAAUUUGGUAUAGUCAGCAGCAUGAUUUGGCUGUGUUAUUAUUGUUUGAAUAUAAUGUUAUCUUUGUAAAUAUUGUAAAUCAUAAGGAAUAAUGAAUAUACCAAAAAUAAAUUAUUAUUAGGUUGAAAGAUUAUCUGACGUGACCAAGGCUGUAGUAGACUAGUUACGUAAAAGGCUAAAACUGUUUCUUUAUGGAUUUAUAAUUUCAUUGUUGAAUGUUUUUAUUCUUCACUAAAGUAACUUAGAAAUCAUAUCUUUAUGUAAUUUCGUCAUCAUUAUAAUAUUUUUUAUUUAUAUAUUUUGUAAAUAAAAGUUGUAAAUUACA
This is a messenger RNA of Harmonia axyridis, 5257 nucleotides long. It is a transcript of the gene hppy, whose product is annotated as mitogen-activated protein kinase kinase kinase kinase 5. The transcript is spliced from 21 exons. Gene Ontology annotation, molecular function: MAP kinase kinase kinase kinase activity; ATP binding. NCBI's taxonomy places the organism in Eukaryota, Metazoa, Arthropoda, Insecta, Coleoptera, Coccinellidae. Gene Ontology annotation, biological process: protein phosphorylation. Bases 149 to 2923 code for a protein of 924 amino acids. The record is from RefSeq and is a predicted model, not a curated record.